GCUGGGUUGGUGAACACGAUACAUGAAUGUCAAAUUUUAUAGUACUAAUCUAGUGUAGUGUAAUUUUUAACUAAAUGAAGCAAUUUUUAUAAUUUUGGUGUAUUAUUGUUUGUGCAGACUCACCAUGCGUUUGUUUGCAUUAUCGGUGCUACUGUUUGUGUACGGAGCAUUUAUUGUACAAGCCUAUGAAGAUAAUACAUUGGAAGAUGAUGAUUUUGCAGAAUUUGAACAAUUUGAUGCUGAUGAUGAUGAUCCAAUUGAUAUUAAACUAGAAUUCAGUGAAGAUGGCAAAGAUAUUCCUCCACUUAAGAAUAGAGAUAAGGACCAGUUUGAGGCACAAGUAGAAACUGAAGAUGAUAUGAUAGUGGAAGAUGAUGAUAAUGAAUUUGAACAUUUCCAAGACCCAGAAGAGUUUGAAGGUUUUCAAGACAGCUCUGCGCCACAUGUGUCUGAACAACCAAAAAUCACCAUUUCUAAGGUUCCUAUUACGGUGCGGCCUCGGUGGGAUGCAUAUUGGUUGGAAGGCAUCCUGUGCUGUUUACUAGUGGCUUAUGCAUUAGGGUAUGCUGUGGGUCGUUCAAAAAAUACAUCCAUCGCUCUUAAUUUCCUGAAGAUGCAUAAACCUCUAUUGGAUGAUAAUUUUACUCUAGUUGGGGAAACUGGUUCAGAUGUGGUGUCAAUAGGGGAGGAUCGCGGGUGGCGGCGGGAGGCGGAACAUUGUUUCACAAUGUGGUGCAGUGGACGCGUUUGUUGCGAAGGAAUGUUGCUCACAUUAAAACUCAUCAAGCGACAAGACUUGGUGCAUGUUUUACUGGGUGUGGUCCGACCCAGUCCGGAUACUUUGCUCAUUCGGGUGGAGCUGGGUAAAGACGACUGCGAUCCCUUCGUGUUAUGUAUCGCGCAAAAGAAAAUCGCCACGCGUUUUUCUAAGGAGAUGCAGGACUUGAGCGUGUUCUGUCCGGACCGGCGUCCGGGCGACAAGCACGGGCUGCCGGGCGCGCUGUCCGUGAUGUCCGAGUGCGCGGAGGCGACCGCCGCGGUGCUGGACGCGCGCGUGCAGGCCGCCCUCGCGCACUACCACCACCACCUGCAGUACAUACACAUCUCCGACCGGUACUCCGGCCCCAAGCAGAUGGAGGAACAGGCGGUCACUAAGCCUCCAGAUACUGAACGGGUCCUGUUAGUGAGCCUGGCUCUGGGCCCCGACGGUGGAGGGGAUGAAGUGCGACCCCUACUAAUGCUCGUGUUCCAUUUACUAGAUAAGCUCAAGAGACUGCGACUCAGUAAGGAGGCGCUGGCCAAAUGUGAGAAGCGUCGCCAGAAAGUAGCGGAGGCGUGGCUGCGGGGCGCGCACGCCGCCAGGCAGGAGCAGGCCGCGCUACGGCGGGAGGAGAGACGCAAGCAGGAGAAGGAACGGAUACUGGCGGAGGAUGAUCCCGAGAAACAGCGCCGUUGGGAGUUGAAAGAACAAAAACGCGAAAAGAAGAGGAAGACACCUAAGAUGAAACAACUCAAGGUGAAGGCGAUGUAAAUAAGUACAAUAGUCAGAUUCAAAUGCAAUAUUAUUUACAGUGGAUUUUGUUAUUUAUAGUUAAGUGUUACCUACUCAACAACCUCAAAUAAAUGAAUUUUAAGUUG
Messenger RNA from Diatraea saccharalis (sugarcane borer), 1638 nucleotides. Lineage: Eukaryota; Metazoa; Arthropoda; Insecta; Lepidoptera; Crambidae. The record is from the annotation of a GenBank genome assembly.